Molecule: messenger RNA, 1198 nt
Organism: Ipomoea triloba (trilobed morning glory)
Lineage: Eukaryota; Viridiplantae; Streptophyta; Magnoliopsida; Solanales; Convolvulaceae
Exons: 2
Coding region: 122-1078 (318 amino acids)
Source: RefSeq, a predicted model, not a curated record
AAGAUCUGUAGUCUUUGUUUCCUCCGAUUUCAUAUAAAAAGUUCUCAUUUCAAGAUUCUCUUUCAAUUCCUCCUGUUUUCUUCUGAGCCUGUUUAAUCCCAGAGAUUCGAGUUUUAAAGCAAUGGAUCUUCUGUUUGGUUUUCAACCAAAACCUCAGGAUAAAACGAAGAUCCUGCAGAUUGAUGAUGGAGAUGCCCAUUUCUUGGCGAUUAGAUUGCAUACUUCUUGGAUUCUGAAAUUGUUGGGUGCUGUAAUUUUGGCGUUGGUUAUUGUCUCUUUUCCCUGGCUUAAAACAAUGAUUGGAGAAUCAUGGCAUGAAAAUGGGAACAUUUCUGAUGCUCAAAUGGUGUUUGAUCCUAUCAGUGUGGAUCUAUUGCCUCUUGUCUUUCAUGAUCUGGCCAAUGAAGGCCUUCUCAGACAGGGCGAUCGAGCCCUUUUUGUCAGCAGCAAUGGCGACGAGGAAGCCAUUUAUGGUUCUCGAGUCAUUUCUGAUUAUAACAUGGAUUUGGUCUCUGUUUCAGACAUCCAGCGCCAAAGGUUGAUCCCAGAGGAGACAUAUGAUUUCGCAUUUGCCCAUGGCUUGACAGCAACCUCGGAUUUCGUGAACCGGGCUCUUAAGGUAGGUGGAAUUGUUGUUCUGCAGGUCACUGACAACCCUGCCGUGGGGUUCCAGAAGCCUGGGAACUUGAGGAUUGUCUACCUCAGGAAAUUCGAAUCCGCCAUGAUUGUAACCAUGAAGAAAACAGGCGCCAAUUCCACCCUGCUGGAGAUUGAAUCAGAAGCCAGAGUGGCGGCGCUCAAGAAUCUUGAAGAUGUCCUCUUGGAACCGCCCCGAGCAGCCUCGGGCAAAUCCAGCUCCUACAUCAAGAGAACCCGGUAUCUCCCCGACCUGAUGGGCGUCUCCCUCGAAAGCUACCCCCGCCGAGUGUUCAUCGACGCCAGCCUGCGCGGCAACAACGACGCCUCCGCCUGGUUCACAAACCACUACCCUUCAGGAAACUCCAAAUUCGAGGAAACUCCAAAUUCGAGAUAUUCCAGGUCAAGGCAGUGCCUCUCGGGCCAUCUUAUUGAGUUUUGAGCCCUAAAAUUUUUUGUAUCUUAUUGGGACAGUUUAUCAGUUUCGAACUAAGAUUGACAUUCCUAAUUCCAGGUCGAGGCAGUGGCAGAGGCCUCGGGUGGUGGUGAGGAAGUUCCGGUG